AUGAAGGUUACCGUCAAAUCAUCCAACGACCAGUCGUUCCAGGUCACCGUCCCGGACAACUCCACCGUGGACGAUCUCAAGGUCGCGGCCGUGGUGGCCCUCCCCCCAGAUUCUGCCGUCAGCAAAUCAAACGUCAAGGUUUGGUAUUCUGGUAAGAAAAUGGAGCUCUCCAAGACUCUGGAUUCGUACGGUAUCGGCCAGGAAACAAACUCCACUGUUUACUUGACAUGUACCGAUGAGUCGUCAUCGGCUCUGACAGACGAUGAGUCCACUGUGGUUGAGCAGCCAAAGACAAAGGUGAGAAGAAAGUCCAGCAAGAAGUCCAACAAGUGUUCGUUCGAAACCUGCCAUUCCGCUCCGCUGCGCAUGGUCGGGGACUGCUCCUUCUGCCAGGGCAAGUUCUGCUCCAAACACAGAUUAUUAGAAAGUCACAACUGUAAAGGUCUCCAAACUUGCAAAGAGAAGAGUUACGAGAGAAACGCUCUGAAGCUCCAGAGCGAACAGACUGUCGCAUCCAAGGUCUGA
Messenger RNA from Ogataea philodendri, 525 nucleotides. RefSeq lists its product as uncharacterized. Lineage: Eukaryota; Fungi; Ascomycota; Pichiomycetes; Pichiales; Pichiaceae. The record is from RefSeq and is a predicted model, not a curated record. Gene Ontology annotation, molecular function: protein binding; zinc ion binding. The transcript has a single exon. The coding region runs from base 1 to 525 and encodes 174 amino acids.